Messenger RNA from Eupeodes corollae, 1693 nucleotides. Its product is annotated as O-phosphoseryl-tRNA(Sec) selenium transferase. The transcript is spliced from 5 exons. Gene Ontology annotation, biological process: conversion of seryl-tRNAsec to selenocys-tRNAsec; selenocysteine incorporation. NCBI's taxonomy places the organism in Eukaryota, Metazoa, Arthropoda, Insecta, Diptera, Syrphidae. Gene Ontology annotation, molecular function: O-phosphoseryl-tRNA(Sec) selenium transferase activity; tRNA binding. Bases 226 to 1620 code for a protein of 464 amino acids. The record is from RefSeq and is a predicted model, not a curated record.
AAUUAGUAAAUUGUUUUAGCUAAAGCUAUUAUCAUAUCACUAACCACCGCACAGACAUUUAAUUUUAUUAAAGAAAGAGUUUAGAUAAGAUAAACAAUCUAAUUUUGCUGUUUUACUUAUUAGUCUUGCAUCAGUUAUACUUUUCAUGCAUUUGUUUUUGAUAACAAUCGUAAAACAAAACUGCACUAUUUCACUCCACUACAUUUGCAUAUGUAAAUAUAAACAAUGGACAUCAGUAGUCUUUUAAAUAUUGAAAAACUAGUUCCAAGGAAUUAUCUUAACCUAGCAACUGCUUCGAGUAGGUGUUCCGAGCAAUCUCGACGAAUUCUACUAGAAACGCGUAAACUUCCUGAAAAAGGAUGGAGCGAACCUGCCAUCGAGAGUUUUAUUCAAUACCUAGCUUCACUAGACAGCAACAACUUUGUCAGUAAAGCAGGACUAGGCGAAAGAGAAGCUCGUAUUGCGUGUAGUCUUGUGGCUAAACGACACUAUAACUUUGGCCAUGGAGUGGGACGAUCGGGCGAUCUUCUUGAACCUCAACCAAAAGCUGCAGGAUCCACACUUAUGUCUAACCUCACAAAUAGCUUACUCCUUGAUCUUAUACAUUGUUUAGGUGUUAGGAGCACACAAUUUUGUUUCCUGUGUCCAAUGGCCACAGGUAUGACGCUUAAUCUAUGUCUUCUCACCUUGAAGAAACAAAACCCUAAUGCAAAGUAUGUUUUGUGGUCUCGAAUCGAUCAGAAGUCCUGUUUUAAAUGUAUAACUGCAGCAGGAAUGCAACCUGUCAUAAUAGAUGUUAUCAACGGACCUAAAGGUCUCCAAACAAAUUUAAAAGCAUUCGAAAAUGAAAUUCUUAAGCUUGGUUCUAAGAAUAUUCUAUGCAUCUUCUCGACUACUAGCUGCUUUGCACCUCGAAACUGUGAUAACAUACUAGAGCUUGCCAAAUUAUGUAAAAAGUCAAAUAUUCCGCAUUUAAUUAACAAUGCAUAUGGUCUACAGAGCACAUACCUUACCCAUCAACUAGAACAAGGCUACAAGGCUGGACGCAUCGAUUUGUUUGUCCAGAGUACUGAUAAGAAUUUAUUGGUUCCAGUUGGUGGUGCAAUUGUAGCUGGAUUCAAUGAAGAAGUAGUACGUGCAGUUGCUAAAACAUACGCAGGGAGAGCAUCAUCUACUCCAACAAUAGAUGUACUCAUGACAUUGUUGUAUCUUGGUAAAUCGGGUUAUUUGGAUUACAGAACUAAUCGUUUGACUUGUUUUGAGUAUUUACGCUCGAGGAUGAUUGAAUUUGCCUAUACUCACAAUGAGAGCAUGCUCCUCACCAAAGAAAAUCCUAUUUCUCUAGCAAUGACAUUGAAUACAUUUCGCUCUUCAGAGAAUCUGUCGAAAUUUGGAUCAAUGCUCUAUACCAGAGGUAUUUCAGGUGUACGUGUUAUUACUAGUCUUGAGGUGAAAUCAAUUGAUGGCUAUAAUUUUCUCGGAUGGGGAAGCCAUUUUUCCAAAGCAGAUGCACCACACAUCACAGUUGCUGCAGCAUUGGGUGUUACGAAGAAUGAAAUUGAUACUUUUAUGAAAAAGCUAAAUGAAUGCUGGGUAAAGUUUUCUUCUGCUCUUAAAUAAUAUACAGUAAAACAAAAAAUAAAAACAUUUGUACUUGAUAGUUUCUAUUAAAAAGAUACAAAGAAAAACAUAA